Molecule: messenger RNA, 2018 nt
Organism: Monodelphis domestica (gray short-tailed opossum)
Lineage: Eukaryota; Metazoa; Chordata; Mammalia; Didelphimorphia; Didelphidae
Product: cell division cycle-associated protein 4-like
Cellular component (GO): nucleus
Molecular function (GO): transcription regulator activity
Source: RefSeq, a predicted model, not a curated record
AGUGCUGUGGAGAAUUCAUAGCUGAAUCAGGCAAAUUCUGAGCCUCACUCGAAGAACUGUCCCUAACUUUUUCAAAAUACAAAUGACAGACACGUUUUAAAAUGCCUAGUUAAUUUUGUUCUCUUCCUACCAAGGACACAAUGUUUGCAAGAGGAAUAAAGAGAAAAUGUUUUGAUGGUGAAGAAGAUAUUGAAGGUACCCUGGCUGGUUUUAAGGCUAUUCCCUCAUAUAAUCUUAAGCGGCAAUCACUUUUAGACAUGUCUCUGAUAAAACUACAAUUGUGCCACAUGCUUGUUGAACCUAAUCUGUGUCGCUCAGUUCUCAUAGCAAAUACUGCAAGGCAGAUUCAAGAAGAAAUGACCCAGGAUGGAACUUGGCAAGUGAUAAAUGCUCAGAAUACAGGACAAGCUUCUCUUGACCAACUAGCAUCAUCAGAUAUCCUUUGUCGUUCAACAAAAGAACAGAGUGACGGGAAACUCAUUCCAAGUUAUAGUAGUUUCUCAAAAGACUUUGAAGAUAUCCAGUCCCAAGAUAUUAUUUCUGACCUGUCCACAGUUACAUCAGUACAAGCUUCAAGAAACCCUCAAGGUAAUGUUUGGGAAAUGGAGAACUCUCCCGAAAAUAGGGGAAACUUUCAGAAGUCACUAGAUCAAAUAUUUGGAACAUUGGAGAACAAAAAUCCUAAUUCUGUAGAAGACUUAUUUUCAGAUGUUGACAAUUCUUAUUAUGAUCUUGAUACAGUAUUAACAGGAACGAUGAGCAACACAAAAAUGGGACAUUGUGAUGUGCUUGAGAGCUUUUCAUCUCAAACAACCACAAAUUCUAAUAUAAAUGAGCUUGACCAUAUUGUGGAAAUCCUUGUUGAAUCUUGAAAUGGUUAAAUUCAAAGCAUGAUACUUUGAAGAAUUCAAGAACUUUUGAAAAAACAAGCCUUCAAAUAGUUUACUAUCAAAUGUAUAUGUAAUCUACAUAAAAGAUAAAAAGCACUUCAUUUUGUGAAAUAGUGUUAUCUUUAAAGCUAACAUGCUUAUUUUGCCUUUGACAAUUUAAAUUUGUCCACUGAAAUUUUACUAUCUACUAGUUGCAGGGUCUGAAACUUCCAAGAUUAGGCAUAGUCUACUUUUUCUUUCCUGUUUCAAGGCAAAAAAGGGAGAUUGGUACAAAUAGGUUCUUGAUUUUUUAUUUAGCUUUUUUCUUUUUUUUUAAGGGUCUAUAUUUAAACUUUUAAUUGUCCUGAUUCCUUUUAUCUUCCCUCUUUUUCAGCUACAGUCACUAGCCUUCAACUUGAUUAGUCUAGAUAGUUGUUUUUUUAAUCAGUUUUUUGUAUGUUUUGGGCAAGGUUUUACCUUUUGAAAAUUUUUUAUACUUUUAUCAGUGUUUAGAUUUUCCAGCUAUUUUCCUAAACAUGUAUUUUUACUAUAAAUGUCCUUUCUGCUGCUACUUCAUUAACUUUUUCAUAGCAUAAACACUUGGAAUUGGUAUGUUUCUGUUAAAUUUUUUAAAGUUUUGUUUUUCAGAAUGAACUAUAUUGUAGUUCAGUAAACUGUAAAUAUGCAACAUGCUUUAAAAUGUAAGAACUGUUUUCAUAAUCAUGUAGUGCUUAAAGUUGAGAAACAUAUCUCUUUUUAUACUUGAGUAUCAUUAGAGGGGGGAAAAUGCUGAUCCAUAGAUACAGUUCUAUUAAAAGCCAUGCCUCAUGUUAAUUCUGAAUAUAAAUUAUGAUGUGUAGGGUUUUAUUUAUGUAUAUUUAUAUGUAAAUGUCAUUAGUGAAUUGUUUGUCAUUGAAGUCUAGGGUCAGGUUUCUUUAUGUGGAAAACUCUUGCACUAAUUUACUAAGUAAAGUGUUAUUGGGGGCCUUAGAAUCUCUAUCAUUGUGUUCUUAUGUAGAUCUAAAUUAGUAUGUUCUAUUCCCAUCUUAAAGUUUUCUGUAUAGCUGUUCUUCCUCUGAAAGGUGUUGCUUAGGUCUUUUACCUACUUUAAAUAAAGAAUACAUUCGUUGUAGAGUGUAUUUGAGAAAA